Suricata suricatta (meerkat) is the source of this 1362-nucleotide messenger RNA. RefSeq names its product pro-platelet basic protein (gene PPBP). Lineage: Eukaryota; Metazoa; Chordata; Mammalia; Carnivora; Herpestidae. The record is from RefSeq and is a predicted model, not a curated record. The coding region runs from base 222 to 575 and encodes 117 amino acids. Gene Ontology annotation, biological process: cellular response to lipopolysaccharide; inflammatory response; neutrophil chemotaxis. Gene Ontology annotation, molecular function: chemokine activity; CXCR chemokine receptor binding. The transcript has 3 exons. Gene Ontology annotation, cellular component: extracellular region.
UGGCGUUUAUCUGGGUUGCACACGACUUGACCACCCUUCCACAUGUACUUCCACAUACCCUCACUUCCCUAUCUUUUCUCCUGCCCUGCCUUGAGGGGGCUUAUAUAAAAGGCAUCAGGAGAGCAGGAAAAACCAUCUGACUGCAGACUUCCAGGCAGCAAUUCACCCUCGCGCCGAGGUCUCCUGCCUCUAGGAACGGCUCCAGUUUCGUCGCCUCCACCAUGGGCCUCAGACCGAACGCCACCUCCUCCUGCGCCCGCGCCAGCCCGCUUCUGGCCCUGUUGCUCCUGCGGUCGCUGUUCCUGAGCUCUCUGGUUCCCUGCGCCACAGGAGAAACUAGAAGUGUGGACCCGGAGCUGUUCGUUGAACUCCGCUGCUUGUGUAUGAACACGGUCUCUGGCAUCCACCCAAGUAACAUCCAGAAUUUGCAGGUGCUCAGGGCAGGACCCCACUGUGCCAACGUCGAAGUGAUAGCCACGCUGAAGAACGGGAACAAAGUCUGCCUAGACCCAGAAGCUCCCAAAAUCAAGAAAAUAGUCCAGAAAAUUUUGGAAAGUAAAGAGCCAAUGGCUUAAUAUCUUCACUUUCUGUCAAAUCUUUCUAUUUCCCAAGAAGAGUAGGCGUUUAAAGGUUUGACUUUCUGGAGUUCUUACUCAUCCCAAAAUACCUAUUCAUAUUGUAGUAAACUUUGGAUAUGUUUUCCAUUCUGCCUGGAAAAGUCACAUAGUAUUCUGAGAAGGCUGGUUCAUAGUGGCAGAGAGAACAGUGAGCAAACUUACUGUCGAAAUACGUGGCUCAUUCCCUGUAACUUUUGGCUAAAUGUGGCUCUAUGCUUUGCAUUCUUUCAUUUAAAAUUUUCUUUACAAAUACUUUCAUGUGUGUUACCCUAUCUUGCUCUACUUACUGUGAGACUAGCUAUACUCAUGAUAAUUAAGAGAUUCCAUGAUGGUCAUUGUUAUUAGGAAUCACAGAGAGCCCAGAAUAGAGCUUUUCAUUGUCUUAGUCUUAGGAUGCCUUGUUUCCAAGCAUUUCUUGAAUGGUUCUUCUAGUGUUUAUUUCAGCCUCCAAAUCCUAAAAAUAAUACAGUUGUAGAAUGUGAGUCUUGUAAGCCGUGGCUACUUACUUUAAAGUGAAUAUAUUUAAUACUAUAGAAUAAAAAAAUAUGAUGAAAAGCAUUAACAUUCUCUCUAUUUAAAAACUCCAGUAUUUCCAACAAUAAUCCUAAUAAUAACAUAGGUUCUCUACGGUGAUAAAUGUUUUAACCUGGAAUGCUUGUAUAUAUUGGAUUUGCAUCCUAUCUGCUUACAAUUUUAGUAUUAGAAUCAACCUUGUGAAUACGUGAAAUAAAAAAUUCAAACUUUA